Molecule: messenger RNA, 2067 nt
Organism: Colletotrichum lupini
Lineage: Eukaryota; Fungi; Ascomycota; Sordariomycetes; Glomerellales; Glomerellaceae
Exons: 12
Coding region: 1-2067 (688 amino acids)
Source: RefSeq, a predicted model, not a curated record
AUGGCCGAUGCAAAAAUCAAGAUACCCAGGGAUUCUAUCCUCCGAUCAUCUACCCUAGUGCCAGCCAAAGGAAUGCGGGUCAGAAAAUCCGAUGGUGAAAUCGGCGGUUCCAGUAUCUCUAGCGAAACUUUUGGCAUCACAGCAGGGCUGCUCGUCGACUUACACUACGUGACCAUGUGGUGUUUGGUUUUCCAUCGUUGUGCCCCCCCGAACGCCGCCGCCCGUCAUGUCUCAACGGGGCGGAGGGGCCGAGGGUGUUUAAAGUUCCGAGGUUCCCGCUCCGAGGCUUCCGAGUCUGCAGCGGGCUCGGCGCCGUACCUCGGGGGGUCAUCCCGAAACCACGGAUCGCAGCCACGCACCGGCCCAUCGGCACUGCUCACAUGGCUCUGUUUGGAACUGCUUGCUCAUAUUUUUGACAUUAUUGUAUUUCACUUUGAAGGGGGAAUCGAUGGCACAUUAUCAUUCGCAAAUGAAGUCCAGCAUUACCAAUGGGGGGGAAUAAUGUCAUCCGAUCUAAGCAUCGUCGAGAUGGGUGACACCAAGAUCUCCGAAUCUGCGGCACCUCGACGCGUCGGAGACUUGAUGAUCGCCCAAUGCAUUAACAAAAAAAGAGCCGCAUCCGCAUCCCAUUUCAUCGACGGCACAGAAAAUGCCAUUUCGACCUCAACCCCCAAUCUGUUUCGAACAGCCCGAAAUCUCCGGGGGGCAUCCUCAGCCCCCAUCCUGACCUCCGAUCAAACACCCGCCUUCGCGGCCUGCGGCCUGCGGGCUGCAGCCUCACGGCGAUCAACGGGGACGGAAUACCUGGUGAACACGGCCCCAGUCGCCUUACAGGUCACCGUACCGUUCGAGCGCCCCCUCCCGAUCCCCUCCUUUCGCUUGCUGUUCUGCAUCAUUCAUGCGGGCGAGUACGGCUAUUCCGCACCCACACGAAGGCUAUCCCGCACCCAUACUAGGCCUACUCAAGCAAAUAGUGGGCUACACGUGACUGCACAGCCGCAGCAGCCACAUUUGACCCGGAAUCUCUAUUAUUCCGGCAGUUCUAGAGGAUUGGAAGGCGCAGCUUCCACUGCACCUUCCACAACUGCACCUUCCACAACUGCACCUUCCACAACUGCACCUUCCACAACUGCACCUUCCACAACUGCACCUUCCACAACUGCACCUUCCACAACUGCACCUUCCACUGUCUAUUGCACCUUCCACUUUGCCCUCUUCUACCGACUAUGCGCGAAGUCAAAACCACGACUUCAGAAGCCAGUCUUUGCUCAGGGAAAAUACAUCUCUAGAGCCCAUAUUUUGGUGCUCGGACAGUCACGUGUAGCCCACUAUUUGCUUAACACCCUGGAGGAAGAUCAAACGAAACGAACGGGGCGGGGUCCCGUCCCCCCAGAGAGCCCCCAAUUGGAUGACAGAGGACAGAACAGGGGAAUCGCAAAAGCCCAUUCUUGGCAUCCCAUCUACUUGGGGGACUUUGGGGGGAAACUUGGGAAGGGAGUCAAAUGGCCCUCCUCUUUUCUUGUCUUUCUUCAGUGCAAGCGAGCUCGACAUCGUUGUAUCUGCACCGGGUACUUUGUACAGAUAGUCAAAAGUUGUCACGGCUACGCCCGGAACAAGUCUCUUCAUGGUUUCUUCUGCCGAAACGAUGCGGUGCUUGCCUAUGCGAUUAGACAAACAACAACAACAACAACAACGUCUACGCCUAGCCGUGAUGACCACAAGACCCGAAAGGCCGUCACAUGGCAUCAACGUCGCAGUCGUCAAUCGGACAGCCACUCUCAUGAGAUGCACACUUCCUUACUGAAUGACAUCCUCCCCCCCCCCACCCAGGGCCCAUCUCCCGCCGUCCACAAACGGGACCCAAUCCUCCGCGCACCACCAUUCUCCCUUUCCUCACCUCCAAUCACCAACAGAAGCCGGAUCCAGAUGCAAGACAAUAUGCAACAAACUUUGAGAAAGAGAGAAUCCCUUGAAAACUCCCGCCACACCCACAAGCCUACAAACUCCCCCCGGCGAUGCGCCGACGAUCCUUCCGUCUUCAGGCGGGAACCCCGAACAACACAAUAA